AUGUCGGAAUUUGUUACUUUUCCUGAAAGCGAAGUCUACUCGCCCAGGCCACCAAGCUAUAUUAAUAUUUAUGACCGCGUCAAAGAUGCUGCAUCAACAGUUGUAUCAUCUUUGAUCCCAAGCUCGUCUACAGCUUUAUCUACUCCAGCUGAGAGUGCAUCAGCACAGCUGCAGAGUUUUUCAAUUGCCAAUCAAAAUGCUUCUGAGGCUCCAGGCGAAAACAAAGCUGAUACCAAUGGGGCAAACUCCCCGGCCAAGCCUCCUCCUCUCAAUAGAAAUGAUACAGCUAUUUCUAUUGCGGCAAUUGGUAAUUCAGAGCAAUCAAGCAGUGGUUUUUUGCCUGUAUCUAAAACUCCUCUAGUGGGAGUAUCAUCGGAACCGUCCGUCCCCAUGUUGACGAGUGUUCCAGCCAUCGCAAUUGACACACCAGCAGAUACAUUUGGUGAUACUGACAGUAUUAUAUCGACUGUUUCUUAUUCAAGGGCGUACCUAUCAGCACAGUACAGCAGAGCUCGCAAGGGACCAGCAGAUCCUCUCUCUAAAGAGUUUUGGAUGAAGGAUGAGAACGCCACAUCGUGUUUUCGCUGUUCACGGCCAUUCACAACCUUUCGCAGACGCCAUCAUUGCCGUAUUUGUGGUCAGAUCUUUUGUGGCUCGUGCACGAGUUUGGUUGCUGGUUCACAUGUGAGCGGUUCGGGCAAUGUACGUUGCUGUGAGCUAUGCAUGUCUUCACUGGAUACCCAACAUAGUUCCUCAGACGAAGAAGAUGUCACUGCUGUAUCGUUCGUUGGCUCUUAUCCUGAUUCAAUGACCGCCUUUCAUCGAAGAGAUGAUUUCAGAAUUCCCAACGCAGCGAGAUUUGGGCCGGUAUUAACAGGAGAGCAUUUAGAGCAUAGUGAGGAAGAUGACGACACAGACCCAAACGAAGCGAUGACCAGUUCGUUUUCCAAUCGUAUGCCGUCAACCGGCUUGCCUUCAGUUCACAUUACGCGUCCGCGAAGCAACACCAACCGUUCUCAAAGAUCCAUACAGCAGUUGGUCAAAUUCCCCGUUCAUACUUCAUCAGUUGAUUUGAGCUCUGCGGCAGCACAUCAUACCGAGGCAUAUCUAAACAAGCUUAUUGCGGAAGCAGAGCUGCCUUCUGAUCCGUGGGCAUCAGUGCUUUUGCAACCGCUCUAUACGGCCGCUGCAAGCGUCCACGCUGAGUUUCUUCCAAACCAAAUCGAUCCUCGUGAGUGGAUCAAAGUCAAGCGGAUUUGUGGUGGAACCCCCCAGGAUAUUGAUUGCAUUAGUGGAACGAUCUUUACCCAUGCACUCGCCCAGAGAGUCAUGCCCUCUCAUAUUCAGAAUCCUCGGAUUCUCUUGAUCACUUUCCCAAUUGAAUACUCACGUGGUGCAGGUAGCUAUAUGAGUUUAGAACCCAUUCUAGCUCAAGAACAGGAGUAUUUGAGAAAACUCGUCACGCGUAUUGAGGCACUCAAACCAACCAUGCUCUUGAGCACAACGAGUAUUGCACGUUCAGCACUGGAAAUGCUUUCACUCGCUGGAAUAGCUGUUGCCUGUUACGUCCCUGAAAAUGCUAUCCAGCGCUUGGCAAGAUAUACACAAGCAGAUGUUCUGUCUUCUUUUGACAAGCUUUCCACCAAUCCUCGCUUAGGGUUUUGCUCUGAGUUUGAACGUCGAAUAUAUCGCUAUGGUGAUAUGGCCAAAACAUUUCUGUUUUUCACAGGCAUCUCUGCAAAUUCUGGCUGCACGAUUAUUUUGAGAGGUGAAGAGAACGAACUAGCCCAAGUUAAGCCUCUCAUGGAGGUAAUGGCUGUGGUUGUUACGAGCCUUAAGCUGGAGACUGCUCUUAUGAGAGAUCAGUUUGUCCUGUUGCCGGCUAUAGAUGAUGGUCCUGUACUGAGCAGCUCUCCUUUCGUUGAUUUCGGCCGUCCUUAUUUGCAAAAGUUAACCCAACAGCUUGAAGAUGAAGUUGUACACGCAAAAACCACUAUUGAGAAUGAACCUGAAAAAGAGGAAGCUGACCAAGAUGACUCUGAAGUUAUUGAUUGGAAGUCGAGAGCUAUAGAUUUUGGUAUCAAGGUCCCCUCAGAGCUGCCUGGAGGAUGGCAACUCCUCCGUCGCUAUGUGGCUCAAAUCCAGAACAACCGUCAUGAGCAAGCCCAUGGACGUUGGAACAAAGUUCAAGAACAGUGGGAUCAGCUCGAGACUCAAAGUCCUUAUUUAUUUUCCCCUACAUUCCAUCAAAGCUUGGUAGUGCUUUUUGCCUCAGCAUGUCGCCCUGUUUCUGGUAUCAUAUGUAUUGGCCCCGAGUCAGUCAUGAUGGACUAUUAUCUGAACUCAGAUUUAACAUUGGGACAGUGGAUUGAGCAGUUUUGUCAAACUUACAACGAUUCUUGUCCCGAAAACUGUGGCCAUGCUAUGUCAGAACACGAUCGUUAUUAUAUUCAUGGCGAAGGACGCCUGAGCUGCGCAGUUGAGCCCCAUGAUUGCCCCAUGCCUGGAAUGACUGACACCAUUUUGAUGUGGAGCUAUUGUAAAAAGUGCGAUCAAGUACAACCAGUCGUGCCUAUGUCUUCGUCUACUUGGAAAUACUCUUUGGGAAAAUACUUUGAACUGGCAUUCUGGGGUAAACCUCUAUCUCUCCGUGCCGGCGUGUGCCCCCAUAACAUUUAUCGAGACCAUGUUCGGUAUUUUGGUUGGCAUAACCUUGCGGUUAAAGUUGAAUACCAAGCAAUUGAUUUGUUUGACGUGAAAACCCCAACUCCUAUUCGGCAUGUCGACUCUGUUGGUGCCAUUAACUACAAAAUUGACAGUUUUGUGGAUAUAAGAGCUCAGCUUAUCCGGUUUUGGGAAAGCAUUCUUUACUGUGUGAACCAGGUUAAACUGGAAGGUCUUGAUGAAGAGAAGCUUUCAGAGGGUUUAGAGACUUUGGCACAGUUCAAGCAAAGAGCGGAAUAUGAUCGUGAUGUUUCAGUCAAUUUACUUGAUAGGACCUUUGUGACCAGUGAGCCCGAAGACACGCUGGCGCUCAACAAUGUUUAUUUGCAUGUCCAGGCAUUGGUGGAGAAAUGGCACCAAGACUUUAGUACUUUUGACGGAAUGUUUUUCCCGUCAGAAAAAGAUAUCCGCCGUGUCACAGCGCAGCAUUUGAGAUCAAUGUUUUUGGAAGAUGAAAAGCUCAGUGAGGAUUCAACGGGGCCGGGAUUGGCCCCCGCGGCAGAGAUAACGGGUCAAGCCGAGGCUACCAGCUCCUCGGAGCCUGCAGAGAGCCCUGACGAAGACGAAGUUACGCAGCCUAUGCCCAUCAUUGGUAUGCCAGACCUUUCAUCGCAGAAGCCUACACCAUCGGUGCGCGUGCAGACUAAAUUUGGCAAUAAGAUUGAUUUCGAGGUAGGAUCUUUGGAAAAUCAGGCUCCGAAGCCUCAAAUCAAGCCCAAAAAGGAGCAACAUGUAUCUCUGCUGGUAAAACAUUUUGAAGAGCUCUCUAGAGAGUUCGAGCUUGAACGAACUCGAGAAAGACAACGGCUGAAGGAGCGGCGUGAUGCAUUAACUUUGAAGCAAGCCCCUCCUGUUGCCGAGAUUUUGCAGGAUCUGAAUGAUGCUGAGGAAGAUUGGAAUGACGACGAUGUCCAACAGCGUACUCACGUAGACAAAUCUAGUGGCCGCGAGUUUCCAGAAAGUGGCCAGGAAGAAGAUGCUCGAUCAGUGGCCACAGCAGGUUCGGCCCCUGAUUUAGAUCUUGCCCCUGAUUCAGAAUCCAAAGGACUUGUACCCCUGUUGGAGAGGAACUCACUCAUCAAGUCACUAGUCAACUUUUGGGCAGAGAGGUCGUCAACGCGGUGGAGUGAAAUCGAAUAUAUGCUUUCACCGACCGAGCACUUGUUCAAUGAUUCACUAGUUGUGAUUCGUGAAGAUGAGCCCAGUUCUAUUAUUGCUUUUUGCUUGAGUUUACCGGACUAUCAAAGUCGUAUUCGAGCUGGCAUCUCGAGUGAACCAGACAAUGUUCUUAGCGCAGAACAGCGCAUUUUGAAGCAAACAGGAGUUCAUAUGCGCUACCAGUUUGAAGAGCGUCAAACCAAAAUCUCUUGUAAAAUCUUUUUCAGCGAACAGUUCGACGCGAUCCGUGAGCAGUGCGGAAUCGAAAAUGAAUACCUGCAGAGUUUGUCCCGAUGCAUACCGUGGGAAGGAAGCGGUGGAAAGAGUGGAUCUUCCUUCAUGAAAACAAGAAAUGACCGCUUCAUUCUCAAGGAGAUGAGCCAGCCUGAGUUUGACGCCUUCGUUUCGAUAGCACCAUCAUAUUUCGAAUACACUUCUCAGGCAUUAUUCCAUGAGCUACCUAGUGUUUUGGCUCGAAUUUUCGGCUUUUACCAAAUACAGAUCCGAAAUGUCAAUCGGCAGUAUAAGCUCUAUGUUAUGGUUAUGGAGAACCUGUUUUAUGGGCAAGAUUCAUUACGGCUGUUCGAUCUCAAAGGUUCUAUGCGCAACCGUAAAGCGGCAGAGACGGGUAAAGCUAACGAGGUUUUGUUGGAUGAGAAUAUGGUGGAAUAUAUCCAUGAACACCCAUUAUUUGUUCGGGAGCAUACUAAGAAGAUGCUCCGAACAUCUUUGUACAAUGACAGUUUGUUUUUGACAAAAAUGAAUGUUAUGGACUAUUCUCUCGUUAUUGGUAUCAAUGAACAAGCCCGUACUGUUUACGCUGGUCUCGUGGACUUUGUGCGCACCUACACCUGGGACAAGAAAAUCGAGUCCUGGGUGAAGGGUCGGACUACGACUCGGGUAAAGGAGCCUACAGUUAUAUCACCCCGUCAGUACAAGGUGCGUUUCCGGGAGAGUAUGGAGCAAUACUUUUUGAUGGUGCCCGAUUGUUGGAGUGAGCUAGCUGUGUCACAAUCUUUUCAACCAGAAGAGGUAUGA
Molecule: messenger RNA, 4920 nt
Organism: Wickerhamiella sorbophila
Lineage: Eukaryota; Fungi; Ascomycota; Dipodascomycetes; Dipodascales; Trichomonascaceae
Product: 1-phosphatidylinositol 3-phosphate 5-kinase fab1
Exons: 1
Coding region: 1-4920 (1639 amino acids)
Biological process (GO): phosphatidylinositol phosphate biosynthetic process
Cellular component (GO): endosome membrane; fungal-type vacuole membrane
Molecular function (GO): metal ion binding; 1-phosphatidylinositol-3-phosphate 5-kinase activity; ATP binding
Source: RefSeq, a predicted model, not a curated record